AUGCUAAUUUCAUGUUUUAAGUUAAUUUUGUUAACAAUAACUACUAUUUCAUUUACAAAUGGCAACUCAUAUCUAAUUGAUUUCGAUUGUCAAAAAUCGUUGGCUGAUUUAAAUGAUAACCACUUAGGGUUAACAUUAAAUGAAUUAAACAAAUUAUAUGAUAAAUGUGUAGAAAGUAAGGGACAAACAAUUAGUGAUUUAUUUAAUGAGUCAAAGAGGUCUCCGUUUAGUUCAGAAGGCAUUAGAUUUAAACGACAUUUUAGUCCUAAAGAAGAAGACAUUCGCUAUAAGAAGAGUCCGUUUACUAAGGAAGGCAUCAGAUUCUUGAGGAGUAGUAAUAAUGAUUUGGAUUCAGAGGUUUGGUUCAAAUGGAAUCCAUUCUCCAGAAGUUGGUUUAAGAGGAAUCCAUUCAAUGAAGAAGGCAUCAGAUUCAAGAAGAAUCCGUUUGAAAAGGAAGGCAUCAGAUUUAAAAAGAGUGUCUUCACUGAUGAAGGCAUCAGAUAUAAGAGAUUUGCCACAAACUAUCAUCAAUUGGACGACAAUGAAGAAAUUCGGGACAAGAAGUCUAAGUUUAGAGGAGAAGGCAUUCGUUUUAAGAAAACUCCGUUUAAUAGUGAAGGUAUCAGAUAUAAGAAGAGUCCCUUUAAUGAUGAGGGCAUCAGAUUCAAGAAGUCUGGUCACGCCUUUGCUAAUGAGGGCAUCAGAUACAAGAAGAGUCCCUUUAAUGACGAAGGGAUCAGAUUUAAGAAAUCAAACGACAAUUCUGAUGACAAUAACUUAAACGAUGAAUUUGUUGAUUCAAUUUCGGCCUCAAUUAAUGACAAUAAAUCAUUGGAUAAUCAAGCGAUAAGCAAAAAGUCACCGUUUAAUGGGGAGGGUAUCAGAUAUUAAUAGAUAUCCUAAUUGUUUUCUAGAUAUUAUUGUAAACUAAAUUAUAUCAAAAAAUAAUAAAAACAAUCAAACAACGCGCCUCUUAUUUUAUAAUAUAAACAGUAAAAUAUAAAUUAUAUUUAUU
This is a messenger RNA of Oppia nitens, 1015 nucleotides long. RefSeq lists its product as uncharacterized. NCBI's taxonomy places the organism in Eukaryota, Metazoa, Arthropoda, Arachnida, Sarcoptiformes, Oppiidae. The record is from RefSeq and is a predicted model, not a curated record. The coding region runs from base 1 to 891 and encodes 296 amino acids. The transcript is spliced from 3 exons.